Molecule: messenger RNA, 1324 nt
Organism: Pieris brassicae (large cabbage white)
Lineage: Eukaryota; Metazoa; Arthropoda; Insecta; Lepidoptera; Pieridae
Product: dual specificity protein phosphatase 23-like
Exons: 4
Coding region: 60-881 (273 amino acids)
Biological process (GO): cilium assembly; protein dephosphorylation
Molecular function (GO): protein tyrosine/serine/threonine phosphatase activity
Source: RefSeq, a predicted model, not a curated record
AAAUUGAAGAAUUGGUAGCAUUUAACGAGGAAAACAAACUAUCUGCUGUGUAAUAUAAAAUGUCAACACUACGAGCAGGACCUAAUGUAAAAUUAGCAAAAAUCUUCUACAAAUAUGCAGAUAGAUCCGAAAAGGUUCAAGAAUCGGAAAUUAUUAAGGAAACUCCAAACGGAAUUGAGAGUGGUAAAGAGGAGACGCAAACGGUGGUAGACGUCGAGGCCUACCCUCCUUACAACUUCUCAUGGUUCGUAGAAGCAAAGAUUGCCGGUAUGGGGUGGCCACAAACAGUAGAAAAUUUAAACUUUCUGGUUAAUGCUGGUAUUAAUCACAUUAUAACUCUAUCUCCGGAAAGGAUACCUCCAGUUAUGGAAUGCAGGAAAUUAAAGUGGACUCUUAUAAAGAUUAAGGAGUUUAGCGCGCCAUCUUUAAAGCAAAUUGUGAAGUUUAUUGAAAUCUGUAAGAAAGCAGAGAUGAUGGGAGAGACUGUAGGGGUGCAUUGUCGUCACGGGCGUGGCCGGACCGGCACAAUGCUCGCGUGCUACCUCGUAUACUUCCAGAACAUGGCUCCAGAAAGAGCCGUUCUCACUACUCGAUUGAGAAGACCAGGUUCCUGCGAAACAUAUGACCAAGAAAAAGCUGUAUGCUAUUACAAUGAUUGUCUUCGAGGAACAAUUACAAAGCCUGAUUAUCGACUGGUGGAUGAUAAAUUGUAUUUUGACUACACCAUGAAGUAUACCUAUGAUAGAAGUUCUGAUGACGAUUUAAGUGAUGUGGGGGAUGAAAGUGAACAGAAAACACUUAAAGAACGAGUUGAUGAAGCAAUAUUAAAAGUUAAACCAAAAACAAAUGCAAUGGUUAUAAACCACAAAAUUUAUUUUUAAGUUUAUAUUAUACAGCAAAUUUAUGUAAUGUUCUGCAUAUUUAUUGAGGAAAGAGCUUUUUUAUGUAAUAAAAGAGCCUAAGGGCAAUUGCCAAAGUACCAUGGUAUAUAACCAACAACAAAGUUCACGAACACCUUGAAAUGAGAAAAAUGAAAGGGUCAGUAUAUUCUUGAGCUAGAAGACCUCUAGGCAGGAGAUGAUUAGAUGCUUCUAGUGGCAAGCCCCUCAACAUGACAGCACCACAGCAUAUAUUUGUUCAUAGCCUUAGGGCUGAUAGCAGAAGAAAAAAAAGUAUUGAAGACAAAUUAUAAUAACAGUAUUAAUCAUAUAGACUCUUUAUUAGAUACCUUCUUACUAAAUUUACAACAUACAUAUACAUAAUAUGCAAACAAUAACAGUUUUAAAACUUAUAUAAAUAUUACUUUGAAAUUAUCAUGAUACAA